AUACCUGUAACACGGGCGUUGGAGUAUCACAGGUGGACCUUGGCUGUCUCAAGUACUGUGUGGGACUGCCGCAGAUCUUCCUGAGGCUCCAGUCAGUAAAGGCAGCUUCUGAGAUUCACUGCAGCAACGGGAAGCUGGAUCCUCAUCAGUGGCAGCAAUGUAUCGAGAUUACGGAAAUCAACGCAUUCCGGAUUAUGAUGAAAACUACUCCCGGAACAAUGGGUUUCAUUCUGAAAAAUCCCCAUUCCAAAGGUCCCAAAGCAUCUCCAAGAGACCAAGCGCCAAAACAAUUUAUCAACAAAGAAAGGCCUAUGCACAAACUCUUAACUCCAUGGAAAAUUUCAUUCAGUACCGGGUGGAGCACCUGAUUACCUGCGACCUCAACUCAAAGGAGAUGGCGACAGUGGAUCACUGCAUCAACAAACUAAAGCUGCUUGAUGCCAAGGGUAAAAUCUGGGGACAAGAUAUGAUCCUGCAGCUGAAUGAUGCUACUUUCAAAAUGGUUGACAUUGAGACCAAGGAUGAUUUGGAAUUCUUCCCCAUUGAGAGUAUUCAAGGCAGUCAGGCGAUUUUAAACAGCUGUAUCUACAACUCAGUGCUGGCCAUCACUAUUAAAGACAGGAGCAAGAAGAGCACCUGUGUGUACCUGUUCCAGUGUGAGGAAGUCUCUGCUGAUCUAAUACAGACCGAAAUUGUUAACAUGCUCAGAGGGAAAAAAGAGGAAAGAGGAAACCAGGACAUGCUGAGAUACAAUCUGGAGAGCAUGCUUUCUCAUCACUCUCGGCCAAUCAAUGGGAAACCUGCAAUGCACCCUCCUCAGGAGAGUUGGAUCCCACCUGACUAUGAUAAGCGUUCACACACUGAAAUGUCAGACCGUGGAAGCUGGAUGGAGCAGAACUCCAGAACACCAUCCGAAUAUGAUUCAAAAUUCGGCUUUGAUGAUAUAGAGAAGACAGCGUUGCCAGUUUUGAUGGCACACAGAAGUAAGGAUAUUCUUAACCAUGUCAUAGAUGAUAUUGAGAUAUUUAACGGUAAGCUUAUUCAAGCUACCGGCUCCAACUCUCGGAAGGAGAAGAAAAAAAAGAAAUCAAAAAAGCAGAAAGAAGCGCUCCCUCCUGAGAAAGAGUAUGUGGAUUGUCUGCAGAAGCUAAAAUACGCCUUUAAUCUGAUUAGCAACCUGGAUGCUUAUCUCCAGGAUCCAAGUGCUAAUGACCUGAUUCACAUUUUGUUCAAGAUUCUUGAAUUUAUCCUGAACAACCUUCCAAAGCCUGACCUGGCACAGAACGUGGUUGUACCUUUCCUGAUCCCAAGUGCAAUAUAUCUCAUCAGCUCAGUCACAAGUGUGGAAGAGCAGGUCAUCUGGAGGUCUUUAGGAGAUGCGUGGAGCAUGCCCAGGUCAGAUUGGCCAAAUGGUGAGAGUUUUCCAAGUUAUGUCCCUACGUUCACUAGUGGUUGGGAAAUACCACCUCUGCAGCCAUUAACAUCUCAAACACCCAAUCUGAAAGAACAGACGGAAGAACCACAUGGUGCACCCUUUGAGAAGCCACAGAAGAAUCAUCAAUUUGCCAAGGCAUUAUACGAUUUCAUGAAAAGAAACACUAGAGAACUCACAGUCAUGAAAGGAGAUGUUCUUGAGGUAUUGGAGGCCUCUAAGCAGUGGUGGAAAGUAAAGAACCAGAAUGGUUCCAUUGGUUAUGUGCCCUCCAACAUCAUGCAGUUAAUGAAUCAGGAGGACUUCCUUCCUUCGCAUGUUGAUAACAACCGUGCUUUUCAAUAUCCCACCUACACUGACUCACAUAAUGUGACAGCCCACUCCACAUCCAGUGAGGUUACAGCUUGGCUCCAGAAGAAAGGCUUUUCAAAAAUUACGGUGAAGUCUCUGGGGAUUCUCACUGGUGCUCAACUAAUGAGUCUAACUAAGGAAGAGAUGAAGGUGAUCAAUAAUGUUGAAGGACCCAUUGUCUACAAUGAGAUUCACAGAGGGCGGUAGGUGGCCCAGCUGGUCAACGUCCCUUAUGCACAAAAAACUACACAAAGCUAACAGAGGGGCAGCAAUCUGCACAAAAGAAGCCCAAAUUGAAACAGUGUUGUGUAUCUAAGUACAGGGACAACUCUGUUUAGAUCUAUACAUCAAUAUUUAGCUGUAAACAAGUUUUAAAGAGAAAAGUGAAAUCAGUUGAUUAAACACAGGUUAUUUACAAUUGAUAAGCACAAACAUCUGUUUCUGCUUGAAGUUUCCAUUGCCAAGACCUGGGGUUUCAAGCAAAAGCAGAAUGUUUGGCACUGAAACAUUGUUCCUCAUGAACUGUGUUUACUGAAACAAAUGGACCCAAGCACAAAUAAACGUUGAUUCUAGCGGCCUGUGAGCAACUCUGAAACGGAGAGCUGGCUUUUUGAUGAGAAUUUGUGGGUAUUGUAACAAACUGUAAGCAGGAGUAUAAGCUGAUAGGGUUAGAUGAAAGCAUAGGGAGGUAGCUAAUGUUCUGCAUUAACCUAUUAGGCCGAAUAGCCUGUUUCUGCACUGUAGAGUUCUGAGUAGCAGGUUAAUUGUUUCAGUACAUAGAAUUUUAGAGUCCAAAAGAAGGCCGUCUGACCCAUGUCAACACUGCCUCCUGAAAGAGUUAUCUAGCCAGUCAGCCCCUAUCCCCGGGCCUGUCAUAAAAUCAUCACUGUUUUACUGGGCUGCUCUCACAUUAGAUGCUUUAACUUGACAGUCACCACACCUCAGCUGAAGGGAUACUUUGAGAACAAAAGUCCUUCAUGGUAACCAGUGCAAGGAUUGAACCCAUGCUGCCAGCAUUGCAAAUCAGCUAUCCAGCCAAGUGAGCUAGCCGACUCCACUUUACACAGAGCCGGAUCUAUGUUGAAUGUGAUGUGAUUAAUUGGAAACACAGGUGGUUAUUGGUCGGCAUUAGAUGAACAAGUAUUACGAGUGAUUUAAUGUGGGUAAAAAGCUGUUCGGUUGUGUGUGAUAACACUUCUUGAUUGAACAGCAACAGUGGAUAAUUCUGCUGCCUCAGAGCACCAGGGAGCCCAGUUCAAUUCCAGCCUCGGGCAACUGUCUGUGUGGAGUUUACACUUUCUCCCUGUUUGUGUGCGAGUUUCCUCUGAGUGCUCCAGCUUUCUCCCACAGUCCAAAAAUGUGUUGGGUAGAUGGACUGGCUAUGCUACAUUGCCCAUAGUAUCCAGGGAUGUGCAAGUUAGGUGGAUUAGCCAAGAAAAAUGCAGAGUUAUAGGGAUAGGGUAAGGAUUAAGUCUGGAUGGAAUGCUCUUGGAGGCUUGGUGUGGACUCAAUGGGCCAAACAGCCUGCUCCCACACUGUAGGGAUUCUAUGAUUCUAAAUAAUCUAGUGCUCAUGUGAUGCAAUCGUAGUAGUGUGGAAUUUGGGGAUGGAUAAGGUAGAGAUGACCAGCCUCUGCUUUGAUGUGCCCCGCUGUUUCGGGAAACAUAAACUGUGCAACUAUUAGAAAGAUUUACUUCACUGAUUCAAAAGUGUUACAUCCUUAAAAUAAUGCUAUGAUAAAUAAUGGAUGGCUGAAAUUGGCUCGAACAACUCAGCCUACAUUGCAGACCGGAGCUGUCAAACCUAUUUUAGAUGAUGGGCUUAAUCUAAUAUACUGGCACCAGCACUCACUAUAUUCAACAAAAGUUAUUAAAAUAGAAAUGUACAAAUUGUUAUGCUCUACAUGAUCAUUCAAUCACUUCACCUCCACUUCAUCUUGAUGGUUAUUCCACUCUCUGCCAGCUACUGAUGUGAGUUUGGGGGCCAUUCCUAACACAUAAGUCCAUAUAAGGUCUACGGGCUGAGUGAAGCUGUUCUGUGGAUCACAUGUUUGACAUUCCUGGCACAAACCUGACUGGGGUCGAAUGUGUUAGUCUAUAUACUGGACCGAAACAAGCAGAGACUUUGACAAGAGUAAUGACCAGCUCCUCAUACAAAUGAAUUAUCUCUGCAAUCUCAACCAUUUCUUUAUGCAUUAUAUGUACCAUAACAACUAAAUCAUAAUAAAUUAUCAUCUUUGAUCAGAA
This is a messenger RNA of Stegostoma tigrinum, 4029 nucleotides long. RefSeq names its product epidermal growth factor receptor kinase substrate 8-like protein 3. Bases 158 to 1990 code for a protein of 610 amino acids. Gene Ontology annotation, cellular component: plasma membrane; vesicle; ruffle membrane. The transcript has 20 exons. Gene Ontology annotation, biological process: Rho protein signal transduction; positive regulation of ruffle assembly; regulation of Rho protein signal transduction. Gene Ontology annotation, molecular function: actin binding. NCBI's taxonomy places the organism in Eukaryota, Metazoa, Chordata, Chondrichthyes, Orectolobiformes, Stegostomatidae. The record is from RefSeq and is a predicted model, not a curated record.